CCUCCAUCUUCAAACAUCACCACAUUUCUCGUCCGACACUCCCACCGCCAACCCCGCCUUACCGUCAACAUGACGACCGCCCACAGGCCGACUUUUGACCCCGCCCGCGGCAAAGAGGCCCUCCGCGGCCCGGCUUACCACCAGCGCCUCCUCCCCGCCCACACGCAGCUCAAGUUCCGCAAGGCCGGCCAGGGUGGCGACGCCGACCACGAGCCCGAGCGCGACCUCGCCGCCGAGCUGCUCGCCGCCGAGGCCGCUUUCCUUGCCAAGAAGAACGGCGGCGCCCUCCCCCCGCCCGCCCACGACGACGACGACGACGAAGACGAUGGCGACUCCGCCUCCGCCUCGAAGAAGCGAGCCCUACCGUCGGGGCAUGAUGGACAUGGAAACGGCGGCGGUGGCGGGGAUGGCGAUGCAGACGACGAAGAAGACCUAGCGGCCAAGCGGCGGCGGAUUCUGGAGGAGACGCGCGAGAUUGACGCCGACGACAGCAGCGAGGAGGAGGAUGACGACGAUAGCGAUGAUGAUGACGACGACGACGACGAGGAUGCCGAACUUCAGCGCGAACUCGAGCGUGUGCGCCGCGAGCGAGAAGAAAAGAAGAAACGAGAGGAGGCGGAGCGCGCCAAGGAGGAGGAAGAGGCUCGCGAGCGGCACAUUGCCUACGGCAACCCCCUUCUGAAUAAGCAGGACUUUACCAUGAAGCGCCGCUGGGACGACGACGUCGUGUUCAAGAACCAGGCCCGCGGCACCGAAGACAAGGGCAAGAAGAAGGAGUUUGUCAACGAUCUUCUGCGGUCCGACUUCCAUCGUCGCUUUAUGAACAAGUACGUCCGGUAAACGGUCUGGGCCUGCGGCUGGGAUAAAGGCACACAUGGUUUGGCGCACAGGUGGCAUCUUGAUUCACGCGGGGCACGCGAAACGUGCUGGCGCCUAUAGACGGCUUCUUUCUUGUCUGCUCUAUACAAUGCUUUUUCGUGUACGAUAGUAGAUACCACACACACACACAACGUCGACGCCGGGGUUCACGUCAU
Messenger RNA from Purpureocillium takamizusanense, 1034 nucleotides. Its product is annotated as complexed with cef1p. NCBI's taxonomy places the organism in Eukaryota, Fungi, Ascomycota, Sordariomycetes, Hypocreales, Ophiocordycipitaceae. The transcript is spliced from 4 exons. Gene Ontology annotation, cellular component: catalytic step 2 spliceosome. Gene Ontology annotation, biological process: mRNA cis splicing, via spliceosome. Bases 70 to 840 code for a protein of 256 amino acids. Gene Ontology annotation, molecular function: RNA binding. The record is from RefSeq and is a predicted model, not a curated record.